UUCAGACUGAGAGCAUCCUUUUUCUUUGCUUUCUUACCAUCCUCACCAAAACACAGCAAGAUGACGGAAAAUCAUGAGCAUAGCAUAUCUCCACUCCCCGGUUUGCGAUAGAAAUAUCGUUACGGGUUAGCCGUUUAUGGCUAGCGCAAUGCUACACAAAAUGAGGCUGUGUUCCUGAUGAAGAACAGACAUAAUAGCCUGUCUGUGGAAACAAGAAGAAUAUAGUUCUCACUAGCAUAGCGAGCUGGGCUGAGCCUCGAGCUUUUAGUGUUUCUUUUUUUUUUUACAAACACGUCUGAAAACAAAAUGCUCAUUGACAGUUUAUUUUUUAAUGUUUCUCUUCGGCUGAUGUGGAGGAAAUCAGUGGGUCUCCAGUAAAGAAGAUGCACAGAUAAAAGUGUUCGCUUGACAACAUUAAGGUGCCUGAACGUUCCUGAUUCGAGACUUUUGGAGAUCACCAACUAACAAACUCAGAAGAGGACCUCUGGACUGAACUUCAACAAAGCCUCCUCUUUGCACUGAUGAAUGUUUCUUCAUCAGUGCAAAGCUUCUACUGCGGCAUCACUUAGAUCGUUUAUCAAUUGGAAGUUUUAAGCUUUAGUCGGUGGAGUAAUUGGACUAGCUUUUAACAUUGGGAUACAACAUGGCUGCCGUAGCAACUUCACACUGGGGUAGUGACUAACCCAGCAUAUGAUCACAAGAUUUCUCUGAAAUCGGGGGUCUUGUGUCUCAGAUAUUACUGAACUUGUCAUUAGCAUUGAUAUGCUAUAUCUAUAUCUAAUACGCAAGUGAACCAAUUCCUUGAUAAUCACUCAGGGAUUGGUUCUGAUUGAACAUUCAGUGCGUUUGUCAUGCAGGGGAUCUGGGGACGUUCUAGAAACAAGCUGGCAACCCAGAUUUUUUGUAUAGCUGACUCUUUCCUGCUCAUUAAUGUCCCCAUGACCCCUGCAGAAGUCAGAUAAACGGGUAUCAGCUUACCACAUGUCUUCAUCAGAUAUCUAAUAGCAGCCAUUGAAAUGAGCUCAUGUCUGUAGCCGCGCCGCGCCAGCGUUGUCGAGGCUGGCGGUCCUCUUCCUCGGCCAUGACCCGGCUGAUGUUGGGCCGGACUCUGGAGCGCAUCUGUAAAGGUGUCCUGCUGCUCUGCCUGCUCCACUUCCUCAUCAUGAUGAUAUUGUACUUUGACGUCUACACGCAGCGCUUCGACCUCUUCAGCCGCUUCAACAACGGCCGCAACGGUUCCAGGAAUAACGCAAGUGGAGCAGCAGGAAGCGGACACCAUUAUUACUAUUACAAUCUUUCCAGGCCUAACGCCACAUUAGCCAGCUACCUGGCCCCAGGGGAGCAGCUGGUGCCCACUGUGCAGCCUGAGACCAAUCAGACGCCUUCCCCAAAGCCUCUGCCGCCGUGUCCUGAGAUCCCUCCCGGCCUCGUGGGGCGUUUGUUGAUCGAGUUCAGCUCCCAGAUGACGAUGGAACGAGUGCAGAAGGAAAACCCCAACGUGACGGAAGGGGGUCGCUACACGCCGCCCGACUGCCGGCCUAGAUGGAAGGUGGCCAUCAUCAUCCCGUUUCGUCACAGAGAAAACCAUCUGAAGUACUGGCUCCACUACCUCCACCCGAUCCUCAGGCGACAGAAGAUCGACUACGGCAUCUACAUCAUCAACCAGUUGGGUGAGGAAACCUUCAACCGUGCCAAGUUGUUGAACGUUGGCUACACGGAGGCUUUGAAGGACGCAGAGUACGACUGCUUCAUCUUUAGCGACGUGGAUCUGAUCCCGAUGGAUGACCGCAACCUCUACCACUGCUACGACCAGCCGAGGCACUUCGCCAUCGCCAUGGACAAGUUUGGCUUCAGGCUGCCAUACGCUGGCUACUUUGGAGGAGUUUCAGGCCUCAGUAAAAAACAGUUUCUGAAGAUCAAUGGCUUUCCCAACGAGUACUGGGGCUGGGGAGGGGAGGACGAUGACAUCUACAACAGGAUCACUCUGAAUGGGAUGAAGGUGUCCAGGCCAGACGUUCGCAUCGGCCGCUACAGAAUGAUUAAACACGAGAGAGACAAACACAACGAGCCGAACCCACAGAGGUUUAAUAAAAUCCAGAACACCAAGAACACGAUGAAGAAGGACGGGAUCAGCACUCUGACCUACAGACUGCUUCAGUUCAAGAGGUACGCUCUGUACACAAAUAUCUCUGUGGAGAUCGGCAAACCACCGCCCCGGCCUAUUAAGGGCUAGAAAGCGCCAGACGAAAGGCGAGGAUGUGGACACACAUUGACAGGAUGGAAAAAGAUGAGCAGAAGAGGAAGAAAUCAGGAGAUCGCAUAUCCUAGACAUCUGGAAAGACGCAGGAGUAAAAUGAGGGGAAAAGUCCCAAGCACAUGAUGAUCUCUUUCUCCCUCUUUACUAGUUUUUUUUUUGUAAUUUGAGCUUGCCAUUUCUGUAACAAGGACGCAGGCUAUUUCCAACUUUUUUAAGCAGCCACUGGCUUCACACCUCCUACCUUUACCAAUCAGUGACUUCAGGAUUGAACAAGUGUGCAGCAAGCCUUGAAUAUCACUGGCCCACCAAAGGUUGGCUUCAAACUUGGAAGCUGAUACUUGGAGUCUUUCAAUUACCAAUCUUUUGGAAUCUGGAGGUCGUCCAGUGGCAUAUCGACAGAGGAUAUUGCGUUUUUUCUUGGGAGUUAAGAGAUGAGACAAUAACGUCACUUGAAACUUUGGAAACUGUUUUGAAAUAUUCAACCUCAUCGAUUGGAAUUUCUUGGAAUAUUUGACCAAGUUCAUAUAAGCUGAAGGGAAAUGUUUUUUUCAUGGAUACAAAGACAGAAACGAGACGUGAUAUUUGCUGGAACAGAAAUGAAAUACCAGGAUAAUGAACACGGUGGACAAAAAACCUUAAAAACAUGUUCAAGCUUUCACGGUGAUAGUCUAGAGAAUGGGGAUUUCCAUCAGAGGCAAACUGUAACAUUAACACGAUGCAGUGAUGCUCUUUAGACUUGUAUAUGAAAGAUUGCCUAUCAAAGAAAUUGUCUGGCUCUCAUCUUUGCAAAUGAUGGUAAGAGAUGAUUUAUUAUUAACAUCUUUGUCAGGGAGUUUUGAUCUAAUUACUUCAUCAAAUCCUCCGAUAUCAAUUAAUGAAUGUGUAUUGUGCCUGCAUCUCCUGUGCUGGGACACGCUGAUAAAACAUGUUCGUCAGCAGCAACAAACUCCUGAGAACUCUCUUUUUGUUCUCUUUUUUUAUAUACAUAUAUAUAUAAACAAAAACUUUGGAAGCAGAAACUGAACUUUUGAAGUAACUCAUGUGCUGGAUGCAAUGACGUGGAACUACCUUGGGAAUGCAUUAGAAAUAAAAUCAAGGAACCGAAGACAAGGCGGAUAUACACUGACAUCUCAGUCGUGAUUUUAACCCCAUGUGGCACAAAUUAGAGAUUGGGUUUCUGAAAGCUUUGUUUGUUUUCCUUUCACUCCCCUAAAAAAAAUAGAGAUUUAUUUUAGUAAUCUGGGCUUUAAAUGUACAUUUGUGUUACUUACAUUUUGAGUUUCAUUAAUUCUCUUCCAAGAUACUUAUUAUAAGUAGAAAUAUGCAGUUUUCAUUCGAAAAAUCUGACAUUUACCACCUUCUCUGGACAUAUGUGAGGCAGCAAGGGGUUAAAAUGAACUGUCGGAUUAGUAAUGGCUCAUGUUUUACAGGAACACGUUUUUUUAAUAUAUUUAAUCAUCACAAUUUGUUCACUCCAUUUUCUAUCUCUGCUAUCUUUUUCUUUAAAUCUUUAAGAAAAAGAUGAUCAUAUCCGGAGAGAGGAAAUUAUAAGGUGAUAGUGUUUUGCUGGUGGAAAAUAGUGAAUUUUUAGACAGUAAUGAGAAGUCAUGGCUUGAGCAGUUUGACUGACAUCUCUAUUGCUGCUUCAGAUUUUAUCAUGACCAGCUGUCAGCUCUGUAUUUAAAUCUUUCUCACUUUUUCAUUAAUGAUAGCUACAUUUUUUAAUUGUUAAACUUUUUUUUUGUAAAAAAUCAACAAACAAAAUCUUAGAUCAUGACUUCCUACGUCCGCUUUAUUGAAGCCUUUGACCGUUUCAUGCUUUGUACAUCACUCUUCUUCCCUUGUUUUAUUUUUCCUUGUCUCUACUGUUGACGCCUAAAUACCAAACUGAUGCCUUCAGAAGAGAACGAUACUAAAGGGGCAGGGACGGUUAUUCUUUCAUUUAAAAGUUAUGAAUUGGGUUUAAAAUCAAUCGAGGAAGAUAAAUGUUUCGAGAUGGGUAACACAGAAAUCAAACCAUAUUUUUUUCAGCUUUGUACAUUUUAAAAUAUUUUCACCCAUCUUCAAAAUAUGUUAAACAGGCCGAAGAUUCUGAAAUGCAGUACCUGUUUAACAAAGUAUCAUUCAUGACAAAUUGGGGCUUUUAUUUUGGUAAAAAUUAUGUAAAGUAUAGCCUACCCCUUUGGCCACCCUCGGGGCAAUAAUAACGAUCCCAGCUGUUUGGCGCUCUGUUAUCAUCGUCAAAAGCCUGUUGGACGGUUUGAUUACUCCUCUCUCUGCCUCUCACUCCCAAAUAUGCAUUCACACGGUCUUCCCUUUUUUUCUUUGCAUUAUCUCGCCUUUCAUUGCCUUUUCUUUCUUACUCUGCCAGUCCAGGCUGUGUGUGUCAAUGGCACUUUGUUGUGCUUUGUGGUGGGCCCACUUCAGGCACAGCUGUGUCUCACAAGAGUGCUGCUUCUUUCAAUAGCUAUCGACAGAGCCUCUCUUUGUGUCUCUGAAUCUGUGCCACUUACUGUCUGCAUCUUUAUUUUUCUAUCUCACUACACUUCCCUGAUUUGUGAAUCCUUCGGUUUCCCCCCUUUGGUCAUUCUCUUCUGCACUUUAUCUCACUCUCCUUUUCCAUUUCACCUCCAAUAAUAAUCUCCUGGUGAUGUUAAUUGUCCUCAGUGGGCAGACUACCUGUUACGAAGUCAAUGAAAUAUCUUCUCUAUACUGUUUACAGCUUAACCAGUGCAAUAUUACAUAUUUGUUCACAUCCACCACAUAUCCUGCUUCAAAAUCCUUUUAUCAAGUGGUAUGUGAGGUGACAACACUUUUUGAAAAGGUGAGUUCUAAUGCAGUCAUGCUUUUUUAGCUCCUAUUCAUCUGAUGUAUUUGAAAUCUCUAGUGAUUACUCUAGUGAGUUUAGUGUUUUACUUCCAUAAACAUCAGAAUUAGAGCAGCAUACGCCGAGAUGCCCUGACUUUUAGUUUCUAGUAUGUAUGUAUGUAUUUAAGUCAUGGCUUAAAAGUACCUAUGUUACAUCCACAUUCAAAACAAACAAAAACUACAGUUUACGCUGUUAAGUCUUAAGCCUUUGAAUUUCUGGUUAAAGUAAAGAGACAUUUCCAAAAUUUGAAGUUAUGCUUCAAAAUGGGGCAAAAUACUUUUGUAAUCAACAGCUCCUUCCACCUCGCAGCUCUAUCAGACUAUCACUUCCUGCUAAAUGCCCACUUUCAUUACCUACACCCACAGCUCAUUAAGUUUCGGUCAAUAAAGAAAAUCAUGUCCAAAGCCAAAAAAGAUGUAAUCCUGAUGACCUGAUUCCUUUUUACUUUUAAAAGCUCCAUGCACAGCAGAAAUGAUAGUGCAAAUUGAACUUUAAAAUUAAGAUGAAUUCCCUUUCAUUAAGACAAUUUGAAAAAUCACUGGCAACUCUUAAUAAGGUCAGUUACAUAAAGAAGGUACACGCUGAGGAGUGAUGGGUAUUAAAAAAAAAUGGAUAACAAGAGAGGCCCCAUUGUGUAUUACACAGAAACACGGGAUAUAGAUAUAAAAGAUCAGCAGCCGAAAUGUCAGCAAAAAAAGUAUUUGGAACAUCUCAUUCACUUGAGAAUAGAAACCACCGUGAGGAGCGCUUGAUGUUUCUUAAUAGACUCUUGACUUUUGAAGCCGUUCUAUUGUCAAGCUCACCUCAGGUGGUUGGUAUAUUCGCAACACUUUUCUUCAAAUACUUUUUUUGCUGCAGCAAGCAGACGAGACUUCAAGGCCUCUGGGCGUUUUUAAAAAUUUACUGUAUCUCUAGCUAUGUUUUUUUUGUACAUUGAAUGUUAAAAUGUUAUAUCUUAUAUAGAAUGCAUUACGUCAUAUCAAACCUACUUUUUCUAUACAAUCAAUAAAUCUGAUGGUUAAAGAUUA
Eleginops maclovinus (Patagonian blennie) is the source of this 6154-nucleotide messenger RNA. RefSeq names its product UDP-Gal:betaGlcNAc beta 1,4- galactosyltransferase, polypeptide 2 (gene b4galt2). Gene Ontology annotation, cellular component: Golgi apparatus. The record is from RefSeq and is a predicted model, not a curated record. The transcript is spliced from 8 exons. Bases 1025 to 2233 code for a protein of 402 amino acids. Gene Ontology annotation, molecular function: galactosyltransferase activity. Gene Ontology annotation, biological process: carbohydrate metabolic process. NCBI's taxonomy places the organism in Eukaryota, Metazoa, Chordata, Actinopteri, Perciformes, Eleginopidae.